AUUUUCAUCAAACCACAGAAGGGUGGUCGCAAACUUUUUUCGAUUCCGAUGUCUCAAACUGUCAGGAUGACCCCAUCACUCAUGGCGGCGGCGGUGGUGGUUCGACAUCAUCCUGCUCUUUCUUGACACCAAAUGGUGGUGACAUCUGCAUUCCACCAGACUUUCUUGAAUCAUUCCGGCAACCAUCAUCGACUCCGUGCUUUCCGAACCUUACUCUGCUUUCGAACGAACCCAAUUUGCAGCCGGUUGGAGAUUGGUUCAAGAUCGACCAGAACUCGGUGAACCACACCGGUUAUCAUUACUGGCUGAGCACGACCAAAGCUCAGCCGAUGAAGUAUACCGGAAAACGGGUUCGUAAUACAACAUUCGAACAGAAUAGAAUUUGUUCGCCCACGAAGUUAUUUAGAGGAGUAAGGCAAAGGCAUUGGGGAAAAUGGGUGGCUGAAAUUCGGUUACCACGGAACCGGAGAAGGGUAUGGCUCGGGACGUUUGAGACGGCCGAAGAAGCCGCUGUUGCAUACGAUACGGCUGCGUAUUUGCUAAGAGGCGACUGCGCGCACCUAAACUUCCCGAAUCUAAAGAACCAAUUGAAAGCUAACUCGAUAAAUGGCAACACCGCGGCUCUGCUUGAAUCAAAGUUGCAAGCCAUAUCUCUUGGGAUGUUGAAUACGAAGACUAAUGAUUCGGAUACCUCGAUGGUGGGAGGUGGACUGGCGGCGGUCGCAGGGGUGCCGCCAGACUCCGGAGAAGGGGUCCAGCUCAGUAAAAUUCCAUCUUUGGAUAUGGACAUGAUCUGGGAUGCUCUUCUUGUUUCUGAUUUAUGAUCACAUUUCAUUUGAUCUUUCUGAUCUUAGUUUGGAUGAAUGAAU
Cynara cardunculus var. scolymus (artichoke) is the source of this 869-nucleotide messenger RNA. Its product is annotated as ethylene-responsive transcription factor ERF062-like. Gene Ontology annotation, molecular function: DNA binding; DNA-binding transcription factor activity. Lineage: Eukaryota; Viridiplantae; Streptophyta; Magnoliopsida; Asterales; Asteraceae. Bases 330 to 824 code for a protein of 164 amino acids. Gene Ontology annotation, biological process: regulation of DNA-templated transcription. The record is from RefSeq and is a predicted model, not a curated record. The transcript has a single exon.